AUGGUAUAUGCUAUUUUUUUAUUAAGCAUUAUUCUUGUUUUAGGUUUUAUGAGUUUUUCUUCAAAACCUUCGCCUAUUUAUGGGGGUGUUGGACUUAUUAUCAGUGGGGCAGUAGGUUGUAGUAUUAUUAUGGGGUUUGGGGUUUCUUUUAUGGGUUUAAUAGUUUUUUUAAUUUAUUUGGGUGGAAUGCUUGUGGUAUUUGGUUAUACUACGGCUAUAGCUACUGAAGAGUAUCCCGAGACUUGAGGCUCUAGUAUUGUUAUUUGAGGUGCCUUGUUGUCGGGGAUUUUGAUAGAAUCAUUAUUAAUGGUUUGAUUGUUGGAGCAUGAUGGAAUGGAAGUAGCAGUUGGUUUUAAUAAUUUAGAGAGUUGGAUCAUAUUUAUGGAUAAGGGAUUUAGUAUUAUUCGUGAGGAUUCUUUGGGUGUAUCGGCACUUUAUAAUUAUGUUAAUUGAUUUAUAGUGGCUGCUGGUUGAGCUUUGUUUGUUAGUGUAUUAAUUGUAAUUGAAGUUAUUCGGGGAAAGUAA
Molecule: messenger RNA, 525 nt
Organism: Microcebus murinus (gray mouse lemur)
Lineage: Eukaryota; Metazoa; Chordata; Mammalia; Primates; Cheirogaleidae
Source: the annotation of a RefSeq genome assembly